AUGGAUGAGAAGAAACGUUUUGUGUGCAAUGAGGCUGGCGAUGACGCCCAGCUGCCUCCUUCUCGCAAGAGCCCGUCUCCCGCGAAGAGAGCCGUCAUUGCUUGUUUCGCUUUGUGGCUUGUGACAUUGACUUUUACGGUCCGUCCUAUGAAGUCAUGCUAUCAUCAAAUGAGAAAGCCUUGGGGCGUACCCCUUACCGUCGAGGAGAGGGCUCACAGCAUUCUGUCCCACAACCCACUGAUCGGUGCGACGCCCUAUGGUCACAAUGACCUCCCUAUCCUCGUCCGAGGAUUCUUCCACAACCACAUCUACGAGAAGAAUUUCACUGAGCCCUUUGAGAACGGCGGCCUCGUCGGCCAUGUUGAUCUGCCCAGACUUCGCAAGGGUCAGAACGGGGGUGCUUUCUGGAGUGUUUACACUCCAUGCCCUGCCAAUGGCAGUGACUUCUCGGAUGAGAACUACGCUGAGAGUGUCCAGUGGACUCUCGAUCAAAUCGACGUCAUGACCCGCAUCAAGGACUCAUAUCCCAGGGACUUCUCCUCCAGCGAAGACAGCGGCGCGGCCUUGAAAGCAUUUGAGAAGGGCCAGCUCAUCUCACCUCUAGGUGUCGAGGGACUGCAUCAGAUCGGCAACUCUGUCGCCAAUCUCCGACGCUACCAUGCCUUGGGUGUUCGCUACUCGACCCUUACCCACAACUGCCACAAUAAGUUUGCCGACGCCGCGCUGCUCGAAAGCCCUCUGCGCAAGGCUGAGCCUUUGUGGCACGGGCUGAGCCCUGCAGGUCGUCGUCUCAUCCACGAGAUGAACCGCAUCGGAUUAAUCGUUGACCUCUCCCAUACCAGCGAAGAGACGCAGAUUGACGUCCUCGGAGGCAAGGACUGGGAAGGCAGCAAGGCGCCGGUCAUCUACAGCCACAGCUCCGCCUUCAGCGUCUGCCCGCAUCCGCGCAACGUCAAGGAUAACGUCCUCAAGCUCGUCAAGGACCGCAAUGCAGUCGUCCUGGUCAACUUUGCCCCCGACUUCAUCUCCUGCGUCGACUCCGGCAACGAGAACGGCCUGCCCACGUACGUCCCCGCCAACGCCACGCUCGACCAGGUCGUCCGCCAUGUCCUGCACAUUGGCAACCUGAUCGGUUUUGACCAUGUCGGCUUCGGCUCCGACUUUGACGGAAUCGCGUCGGUGCCGAAGGGGCUGGAGGAUGUGUCCAAGUACCCGGAUCUCGUUGCCGAGCUGCUGAGGCAGGGUUUGAGUGACGAGGACGCGGCCAAGGUUGCCGGUGGAAACGUUCUUCGCGUCUGGAAGGAAGUUGAGGCGGUUGCUCAGAAGCUGCAGAAAGAUGGUCAACCUGUUCUUGAGGAUGAUAUCGCCAGCUCGAAGUGA
This is a messenger RNA of Colletotrichum orchidophilum, 1380 nucleotides long. Its product is annotated as membrane dipeptidase. The record is from RefSeq and is a predicted model, not a curated record. Gene Ontology annotation, molecular function: metallodipeptidase activity. The transcript is spliced from 4 exons. Bases 1 to 1380 code for a protein of 459 amino acids. NCBI's taxonomy places the organism in Eukaryota, Fungi, Ascomycota, Sordariomycetes, Glomerellales, Glomerellaceae. Gene Ontology annotation, biological process: proteolysis.